UGGCUACGCAGGUCACGUGACAUUACGUCUGUCAACGUGAGUGGGCACUGUUGGGCAGGGAAGCAGCUGGAUGUACGCGAGCCGUGACCUGCAAUUAUUCAUAUUCUAUUUUUAUUUAUACAGACGCGCUUUUUUUAAUAGGCGUUGAAGUCACGAGAAACCAGUGCACCCGCUUUUCUGAACUCAUGCGUGAAACUAUACGUUUGCUAGCCUAGCUUUAGCUUAAUGGAACUGAGAGGCUAGCUCGGGGGCUAGCUAGGUGUAGCAUCUCAGCCGCUGGCUCUAAUAUUUCACUAUAGACGUAUGUCUGUCGCCAAAAUGUAACUUCUGGUUGACCUGCACUGUCAAACACAUUUCAAACAAGUGAUAAUACUGGUAUGGUCUGUUUGACGAGCUACAUGACAUGGUUAUUUGGCAUGUCCUUUACGCGUUAGCUCGCAGAUCCAGCGAAGAUUCCCUGUCGAGACAGGAACAGUUUUCACCACUGCACGGACCAUCGGAACUAGCCACUGGGUUUUAAUGCUGCUGUGUGUAGACUAGUCAAUUACAGCUAGCAGUUGUUACAACUUGUAAUAACCUUUGGGAGCGACAGCUUUACUUCUCAUGACAACACCGCUAUGACUGCAUGCAUGUCUGAAGCAGGAGAAUGAGUGGGCGCUUGGAAGGGAAAGGAUGCCACCAUCUUUCACCGAAAACCGUCCAGCUUAACAUAUCGAUUAGCUGACCAACACUUGCUGGAGAGGACUGGGAAGCACACAGAGUCCGUGUGAGAAGCUACUGCUCUCGGCUUUGUCAAUUAGUCUAGCUCUUCUGUACCAUGGCUGCUGUUGGUGGUGUCAACAUGCUCGGAGACGUGGCACUGGCAGGUCCAGCAGGGCUGCCCGCCGUGUCCUUUACCAACACGUCGGUUUCCGCCAACCCGACGUCAGGUACUGAUAACCGGGGGUGCGAGAAUGGCGCCUUGAUGGACUCGUUUGGGAUUUUCCUGCAAGGACUUCUGGCUGUGGUGGCUUUCAGCACACUGAUGUUGAAACGCUUCAGGGAGCCAAAGCAUGAGAGGAGACCCUGGAGGAUCUGGUUCCUGGACACUUCAAAACAGGCCAUUGGGAUGCUGUUUAUCCACUUUGCUAAUGUCUACUUGUCAGACCUCACAGAGGAGGAUCCUUGCUCACUAUACCUCAUUAACUUCCUGUUGGAUGCUUCUCUGGGCAUGCUGCUGAUCUAUGCAGGGGUGAGAGCCGUCAGUGCUAUUGUAGAGUGGAGGCAAUGGGACUCUCUGCGCUUUGGAGAAUACGGAGAACCAGUGCAGUGCACAGCGUGGUUGGGCCAGUGUAUCCUCUACAUCCUCAUCAUGAUGUUUGAGAAAGUCCUUAUCAUGCUGGUCCUCCUCAUCCCCCAGUGGAAGAAGCUGGCUCUCCUCAACCCCAUACAGAAUCCUGACCUGGAACUGGCCAUCGUCAUGCUCAUCGUUCCUUUCUUCAUCAACGCCCUCAUGUUCUGGGUGGUAGAUAAUUUCCUAAUGAAGAAGCACAGGACAAAAGCAAAGCUGGAGGAGAGAGAGGAGGACUCACGGGGGAACAGCAAGGUGCGCUACAGGCGUGCUCUGUCCCAUGAUGACUCAGAGUCGGAGAUCCUUUUCUCAGCAGACGAUGAAAUGGAUGAGUCGGAUGAAGACGAUGUCCGUCGGCUCACCGGCCUGAAGAUGGUGAAGAAGAAGAAGAAGCUACGCAUGGGGAUCCCUGUUUGACCUGUGUGUGUCGGUCACAAGAUCAAAUAUUCUCUGGUAGCUGUUCACCUCGCAGGCGCGGGCAUACACUCUCCUCGUACCUCCUCAGAUUCUGUGUCAGCCUUAUGAGCUGGCAUAGGAUGUCCUUUGAUGACAGAGGAAUAUGCUUUGAUUGAAUUCCCUUUACUUUUGACUCCUGGAGGACUUCUGCAUAAACUGUGUCUGACCAGGGAUUUAAUGAAACAUUCUGGGAGAUAGUUUUGCAGUUAACCAGGUACUUCAGAUCACUGUUGCAAUUUGACACAACACUCCCGGGGCGAGUGUUGUGUUUAAAGACACUGUUUGGGAAUAAGAAUCCCACCAUGAACAAACAUAAUGUCGUUAACUCCUUUAUGUACGUUAACACUGGUUUAAUACGGUUUGGACUUCGGUGGCUGUGUAUGUGGGAGCAGCGGUCCAGGAUCAGGUGGGUUGGACAAAUCUAAUCGGCCCAACAUCAUGCAAACAAAACUGUACAAUGGGUUUGUUAUAUUUGAUAGUCUUAAUAUUUCCUCUAAAGUGAUUGUAUUCCUGAUGUAGAUUCUAUGUGAACUUGGUCCAUUGUUUUCUCAUACAGAUGUACCACCACGGCCUGUGAUGCACAUGUGUGUAUCUGUUCGUGCGUGUGUCUGUAUGUGUGUGUACAGUUGGACAAACCUCUAAUUUAGAGAAGCACUACGUCAAAAUGUUUGAAUCACUGUAUUGAUGCAACUUUAAACACUUUCCAGCAGUUACACCCUAAACUACUGCAUAUCUUGUAUGUAAUGUUACUCAUGUCAAAGGGAGCACAUUAAUGCUUGCAGCAACCUUCCAUUUGUGUCUCCUGACAGUCCUUUCAACUGUUAAACCUGUAGGGCUGCAAGUACCACACAACAUCGUCCCUCGCAUAUCAACUCCAACGGCAGUUCUCAGUUUGUUUGUGACUGUUUUACUCAUGUGUUCUUUGUCUUUGAAUGUCUUUUGUCUCACUUUAGGUUGUCGGGUUCUUUUUGUAUAGUUUUGAGGGUUUGUUUCUGGCCAAAAAGGUGACUAUGCUUGUUCCAAAAGUGUUCUUUAUUCCUUAACUCCAACAGGGAGUGUAGAUAUGGGAACCAUUUAUUGCACAAUUUCCCAUUUAUCACAGCGUUCACCUUUCCUUUUGUGUGAUUGUUGUUGUUUUGUUACAAUAAUGUGCCUGAGUGAAAUUACCAGCAGGUGUUUGUUUGUUUUUUUGUUGGUUAGUUUUUUUUUGUUUUUAUUUACUGUUUUAUCCAGAGCUCCAGAUGUUCAGGCAUGAAGCAGCAUUCAGCAGGCUCUGAUGUUAAGAAUGUGACAUGCAUAGACCUCUAAACUGUUAAGUGACUGUGGACCAGACAGUCGAAAGAAAGGGUGUGUGUGUGUGUGUGUGUGUUUUUGUGUGUGCAUGCCAGUGUAUAUAUACAGUAUACCUGCAUGUACUGGUGUGUGCUGGAUGCAUGUGUGUAUAGAUGGUGUGGCUGCUGGUCCUCUUUAAAGUAAAUGGAGAGUGACAUAUACUGUGACGAGUAUGACGAUUGUGAUGAUUUAAUUAUGAUAUUUUUGGCAUGUUGGCAAGGAAUAAAUGACUGCAUUUUAAAGGAGGGAAGUACAGCAUCUUGCAGCAGUUAUGUUAACACUCAGCUUAGCCAGGACAAAGAGGGCUUUUAGUAUUUUGCAAAGUGAAACUACUAGAUCAGAGGUUUUCAGAGUGGGAGGUGGGCCUCCCCAGCAGUACUCCAAACAGUUUCAGGGGUGGCUCAGUGAAUGGAAGUGAAAAAUAUUACAUUAGUUAGCAAAAGAAAAUCACAUAGAAUAGCCUAAAUGGAAGUGAUUUGGUUGGACAUCGUUCAGAGAUAUAGUAGUUUUGGGGAAUUUUACUGUUUUUCCCACUUUCAUUAACUAAAAAAUUCUUUUUUAUGUAGAAUGAAUUUAUGUCAAACAGCAAUAUUAGGCUAUUUUAGCUCAAUGUUUUAGUGUCUAUGGGAUCAAACAUAUUCAUAAUCCCAUAGGCACUCAAAAAUGUAGCAAGUAAACUAAUGGGUGGUGAGGGGGUACCUUUUUCUGUGGAGGCCCACACACAGACUUUGCAAACCCCUCUUCUAGAUGAUUAUAAAGUCGAGUGAGGGAGGUAAAUUAUCAUUCUAAAUGCUUUUCCAAUAAAGGAUGUGAUACCCUA
Cottoperca gobio is the source of this 3938-nucleotide messenger RNA. RefSeq names its product STIM activating enhance (gene stimate). Lineage: Eukaryota; Metazoa; Chordata; Actinopteri; Perciformes; Bovichtidae. Bases 818 to 1747 code for a protein of 309 amino acids. Gene Ontology annotation, cellular component: cortical endoplasmic reticulum; membrane. The transcript has 8 exons. Gene Ontology annotation, biological process: activation of store-operated calcium channel activity. The record is from RefSeq and is a predicted model, not a curated record. Gene Ontology annotation, molecular function: calcium channel regulator activity.